Molecule: messenger RNA, 1398 nt
Organism: Colletotrichum spaethianum
Lineage: Eukaryota; Fungi; Ascomycota; Sordariomycetes; Glomerellales; Glomerellaceae
Exons: 2
Coding region: 1-1398 (465 amino acids)
Biological process (GO): nucleoside metabolic process
Molecular function (GO): catalytic activity
Source: RefSeq, a predicted model, not a curated record
AUGACAUCCUCAAAGCGACUUCCAAGCCCUCAGUUGUACACCAUCGGGUGGAUCACCGCUCUUGACAAGGAGCUGACCGCGGCAGAGGCCGUGCUCGACGAAGAGCACCAGAAGCCGGAAAACUUCAGAAAGCACCCGAAAGACACAAACAGCUAUGUCUGGGGUCGGAUCGGGGACCACAAUGUUGUCAUCGCCUCGCUAGCCGCUGGAAAGUACGGCACUGUGUCCGCAGCGACGACAGCGUGGAGCAUGACCAGCUCUCUUCCGCAUCUUCGGUUCGGCCUCAUGGUCGGCAUUGGCGCUGGCAUCCCCAGGCUGGCAGACAACAUCGACAUCCGCCUCGGCGACGUUGUCGUUAGCCAGCCGACUGGUACCAGUCCGGGAGUCGUGCAGUACGAUCUAGGGAAGCUGGGAAACGACGGCCAGUUCACACGUGUCGGUUCUCUCGCGUCUCCGCCCGAGGUCCUUCUCAAAGGAUUGGCGGCACUGAAAGCCAAACGAAGGCUCAAAGGACCUCGAGUGCGCAGCAUCCUGAACGACAUGCUCCAGCGUCAUCCCCUACUAGCAGAAGCAGAACCAGGUGACGCUGCGUUCGUCUACCAAGGGGCGCACAACGACCGGCUAUUCGAUGCAUCUUCUAUACACAUUCAACGCCCGGAUUCACAAAGCGCAGUGUCUUUGGCAGGAGCUGUUCCACAUAAUGUCAGUACGCACUAUUUUCAGCUGGCACUGGUAUGGGCUUGGUCCUUAUUUUGGCUUGUCUAUACCUCUGUGAGGACGCCUGCCAGUACGAACGAGGCGACAAGGAGCAUCCCAUCCGAAGAUGCAAGUUGUCAAGAGGCCAGCCAGACGAAAUCUUGCGAGCAUUGCGACACAGGGAAAGAAAUUGGGCGACGACAUCGACGAUCCACCGAUCCCGUAGUUCACUAUGGCGUCAUUGCUUCAGGCAACUCCGUCGUAAAGGAUGGGAUCUCUCGGGACGACAUUGUACAGCGACUUGGGGACAAGUGCAUCUGCUUCGAGAUGGAGGCGGCUGGUCUGAUGGAUAACUUUCCCUGUCUCGUAAUCAGAGGGAUCUGCGACUAUGCAGACACCCACAAGAACGACCGGUGGCAAAACUAUUCCGCAGCAACCGCGGCCGCAUUUGCAAAGGAGCUGCUUGAAGUUAUCGACAGCGAGGAUGUAGAGGGCUCCUCAAGAAUCGACGAAAUUAUGGAACAUCCCACAAACAAGAUGCAACAAAGCCAACAUUUCCAGGAGGUCAUGAAAUGGCUCGCUCCGCCAGAUCCAUCAACUAAUGACAACAAGGCAUUGCAGCAACGUCACGAAGGAACAGGCCAGUGGUUGCUCGACAGCGAGGAAUACUCGAAGUGGAAAAACACGCCGAAGUCUUCCUGA